This is a messenger RNA of Sitophilus oryzae (rice weevil), 1982 nucleotides long. RefSeq names its product cytochrome P450 4d1-like. The coding region runs from base 54 to 1577 and encodes 507 amino acids. The record is from RefSeq and is a predicted model, not a curated record. Gene Ontology annotation, molecular function: monooxygenase activity; iron ion binding; heme binding. NCBI's taxonomy places the organism in Eukaryota, Metazoa, Arthropoda, Insecta, Coleoptera, Curculionidae. The transcript is spliced from 8 exons.
UCAAAUUAUAAAAAUUAUUAAAAUCUAAACAAGCUAAACAAAUAUUGCCAUUAAUGGAGAUAUUUGAAAUAAUAGAAGCGUUAAUUUUAGCGCUAACUGCGUUAUUUCUUAUUCAUCUGUUUCGAAUUUAUACUUAUUUGAAUGAAUUUCCCACACCAUCCUUUACACCAAUCAUUGGACAUGUUUUUGACUACUCAAAUCCAUCAAAAGCACUAGAAACAAUAACCAAAAAUGUAAUCAAGUGUGGCGGUAUUAUGCGGCAGUACCUAGGACCACAACAUCCUUUCUUGGUAGUUGCUGACAAAGACUUUCUGGAAUUUACUUGCAAGAAUAAUAGAUACAUCUCUAAAGGGUCACAUUACAAUUAUAUUAAACCAUGGCUAGGAGAAGGAUUGGUAACCAGUAAUGGAGAAAAAUGGAAACAGAGAAGACGAGCACUGUCUACAAAAUUCAGCCAAACGUCACUUUUGCAAAAUUUCCUAGACAUAUUUAACCAAAAAAGUGACAUUCUCUUAAGCGUUUUGGAUAAGUACCAUAAUAAAGAUGUCAAUUUACAACCUAUUAUGAAGAGAUUUACUUUCGAUAUUAUAUGUGAAACCGCUAUGGGUAUAUGUCUAAAUCAGCAAUCACAAACCACUAACACCGAGUACGCGGCAAGCGUAGAAACCCUAUGCGACAUCUACUACAAUAGAAUGUCAUCGUAUCUGAUGAGAUACGAUUUCUUCUAUCAGCGUUCCGACGAGAUCGUGCGAGAGAAAAAAGCUUUGGCAGUUAUAGACGAUAUUCUGGAAAAAAUAUUGAAUCUGAAGAGCGAAGUGAAAAAGUCUUCUGGCGAAAAUGAUGCUACCACGAACGAUUUUCUUGAUUUGCUGUUGAAUGUGGAGAUUGAUGGAAAGCGUUUGAACAAAGACGAUAUAAGAGAGGAAGUAAAUACUUUCAUACUUGCAGGCUAUGAUACAAGUUCCACAGCUCUAUCUCUGAUAUUAUAUAAAAUAGCUGAACAUCCAGAUAUCCAGAAAAAACUGCUAGAGGAACAAAAAGAAGUACUCAAAGAGGACUUCAAAAAGCUUCACGUUUCAUUUGAAAAUCUUCACAAAAUGCCAUACCUGGAUAUGGUUAUUAAGGAAACUUUAAGAAUGCAUGCAAUUAUUCCAAUGAGUGGAAGAAGACUUGAAAAAGACGGUCUGAAAUAUGACAAUAUCAACUUACCAUCAACAGUAAACUUCAGUAUUUUUAUGCAUGGCUUCCAUCACAAUCCAGAAUACUUUCCAGAACCCGAGAAAUUUAGACCUGAGAGAUUUUCAAGCAAUGAAAAGAUAGAUAAAUUUACUUAUAUGCCUUUCGGUGUUAAACCAAGACAAUGUCUAGGUAAAAACUUCGCAAUGCUAGAGCUGAAAUCCGCUAUAUCUAAGAUACUAAGAACAUACCAACUUAUCAACAUCUCAGAACAUCAACUGGAUCUUAAACCUAAGUUACUGCUUUAUUCUGCUACUGGAAUAUGCAUCAAAAUUAGGAAAAGAAGUAAAAAUAUCACCAAGAAACAAGAAGCGUCUGUAAAUUUAUCUACUAGUUAUUAAAACUAUACAUAUUAAAAUUUAACACAGUAUAGUUUUUAAAACUAUUUAUUCUAUUGGUAAUCUAAUUUUGAUUGUAUCUAAAUUUUAACAUUUUAAAGAUAAUAUAUUUUUUCAUGAUUUGUGUGUGACACUAAUAUAACUAUAUACAAUAACCACAAUAAUAUUGAAACUGAAAAACGUUUAAACGUUUUCUAAAUUUGUAUAAGAGGCCUAAAAUAAUUCUUAACUGAAUAUCUCGUUGUUUUUUUCGUAAUACUUAAGGUGGCUACACACACUACUGCAAGCUUGACAAGCAUGCAUGAACAAUUCCCAUAUAACACACAAUAUCCGCAGGAUAUUCAUAGAAUGUCGGAAUGUCCCAUUAUAAGAUCAUCUUAUAAAGACAUCUAUAGGAUAUCCUCCAGA